UGAAGAUCCAAAAACACCUUAAUUUCCCUUCAACACCCAAACCCAAAGCCUUAAAUUGUUUCAUAUGUCAACUCAUUGUCCCAUUUUGCCUAGUUUCUUCCUCAUUUUCCUCUCAUUCUUUUGUUACACCUCAUAUGCUUACACUUUCACUGUAGCAAACAACUGCCCUUACACGAUAUGGCCUGGAACGCUGGCUGGUUCAGGGACACCACAGCUUUCAACGACAGGUUUCCAGUUAGAUUCAGGCCAAAGUGUGAGGAUCCCAUCGGUUCCUGCAGGUUGGUCUGGUCGGAUAUGGGGUCGGACAGGGUGCUCGUUCGAUGCCGCCGGUGUCGGGCUUUGUCAAACCGGGGAUUGUGGGGGGAAACUUGCAUGUAAUGGCAAUGGUGCAACUCCACCGGCUUCGUUGUUUGAAAUAACAUUUGGUGUGGGGAAUCAACAAGAUUUUUACGACGUUAGCUUUGUUGAUGGUUAUAAUUUGCCGCUUGUUGCUGCUCCUCGUGGUGUUUAUGGUACAUGUAAUGCUACUGGAUGUGCUUAUGAUCUUAAUAUGGGUUGCCCUAAAGAGCUACAAGUAGUGGGAGGUGAUGGGGAAGGGGCAGGGAGAGUAGUGGGAUGCAAAAGUGCAUGUGAGGCAUUUAGACAAGAUCAAUAUUGUUGCAGUGGGGAAUUUGCAAACCCAACAACAUGCAGGCCUUCCUUUUAUUCUUCAGUUUUCAAGAAAGCUUGCCCCAAGGCUUAUAGCUAUGCUUUUGAUGAUGCUAGCAGCACUUUCACUUGCAAGGCCCUUGAUUAUCUCAUCAUUUUCUGCCCUAAUUCUCGAUCUCAAAGGGCAAAUAGAACAAAUGGUGGGUUUACACCACCAUUCAACGAUGAUGGUACCGAAGGCAAAGUGCAGAUAGUUUCCAACUCAUCAAAUCUACUAUUCCCCUUUCCAAUCCUCAUCCUCCUUCUACUUGUCAAUUUGUUCUUUUAAGAACGCAUGCGCUUAGCCUUUGAGGUUAUGUUACUUGAACUCGAAUUUGAGUGUUAGAGAUAGCAUAUAUUUAGAGAUCCUUGAAAAGUUAUAUCUGUACAUGCAUAUUUCAAUACGAUGGAAUAACUUUUAACAUGAUGAAAAAUUUGGAGGAAUAUAGCACAUAUCCCCCACUUGUUUAUUUGAUGGGCAAAUUGUUCAACCACUUAUUUGUAAUGCAUACAAUUCCAAUUGAGAAAA
Molecule: messenger RNA, 1216 nt
Organism: Gossypium arboreum
Lineage: Eukaryota; Viridiplantae; Streptophyta; Magnoliopsida; Malvales; Malvaceae
Product: thaumatin-like protein 1b
Exons: 3
Coding region: 65-976 (303 amino acids)
Biological process (GO): defense response
Cellular component (GO): extracellular region
Source: RefSeq, a predicted model, not a curated record